Messenger RNA from Diorhabda carinulata, 2051 nucleotides. It is a transcript of the gene Edem1, whose product is annotated as ER degradation-enhancing alpha-mannosidase-like protein 2. Gene Ontology annotation, biological process: carbohydrate metabolic process; mannose trimming involved in glycoprotein ERAD pathway; endoplasmic reticulum mannose trimming. Bases 112 to 2037 code for a protein of 641 amino acids. The record is from RefSeq and is a predicted model, not a curated record. The transcript has 7 exons. Gene Ontology annotation, cellular component: endoplasmic reticulum; membrane. NCBI's taxonomy places the organism in Eukaryota, Metazoa, Arthropoda, Insecta, Coleoptera, Chrysomelidae. Gene Ontology annotation, molecular function: mannosyl-oligosaccharide 1,2-alpha-mannosidase activity; calcium ion binding.
AGUUCUAUGUCACAUAAGAAAUUAACAGAACUACUGUGAGACAUUUGAACUAUUUAACUAUUUAGAUAUGAGUUUAUUAUUUUUUUCUUAAUUUUAUUGGAAUAUUAGAAGAUGUUAUAUUAUGUUAUUAUUUUAUUGAUGUUCACUGCCAAUUCGUCUUCGGCAAUAAGGACAUACACCAAAGAUGAUAUUAUUAAACUAAGGGAAGAAGUAAGGGAAAUGUUUUAUCACGCUUACGAUAGUUAUUUAAAAUUUGCUUAUCCUUAUGAUGAAUUAAGACCAAUUAGUUGCGAUGGUGUUGAUACAUAUGGAAGCUACUCUCUUACUUUAAUAGAUGCUUUAGAUACUCUAGCUAUUAUGGGGAAUUAUUCUGAAUUUCAAAGAGUCGUCGAUAUUCUCUCUACAAAAAAAGAUUUUGAUGCUAACAUUAACGUUUCUGUAUUUGAAACCAAUAUAAGGAUCAUCGGAGGCCUUUUGAGUGCUCAUCUAAUGUCUCACAAAGCAGGUGCGAAAUUAGAACCAGGUUGGCCAUGUAAUGGUCCUUUACUAAGAUUAGCAGAAGACGUAGCUAAAAGACUGAUAGUAGCUUUCAAUACUAAAACCGGAAUGCCUUAUGGUACGGUGAAUUUACACAGUGGAGUUCCAAAAGGGGAAACAACUGUAACUUGUACUGCUGGAGUUGGUACAUUUAUUGUUGAAUUUGGUACACUAAGUAGAUUAACAGGAGAUCCUUUAUAUGAAGAGGUAGCUUUAAAUGCUUUGUAUUCAUUAUUUAACCACAAAUCCCAAUUAGGACUUUUCGGUAAUCAUAUAGAUACAGAUACUGGAAAGUGGACUGCGCAGGAUGCUGGUAUAGGAUCUGGCGUUGAUUCUUAUUUUGAAUACUUAGUUAAAGGAUCGAUUUUAUUACAGAGGCCCGAAUUGAUGGAAAUGUUCUAUGAAGCUAAAAAAUCUAUUGAUAAAUAUCUAAAAAAAGAUGAUUGGUAUAUGUGGGUUUCCAUGACGAAAGGACAGAUUACUUUACCUGUUUUUCAAUCAUUAGAGGCGUAUUGGCCAGGAGUUUUGAGCCUAAUAGGGGAAACAUCAAGUGCAAUGCAAACUUUACAUAAUUACCAUCAAGUUUGGCAACAAUAUGGUUUCACACCAGAAUUUUAUUACAUUCCUCAAACAGAAGCUGGUAGUAAUAAAGAAAGUUACCCAUUAAGACCAGAAUUGAUUGAAUCUAUUAUGUACCUCUACAGAUCAACUGAGGAUCCAUUCCUUUUACAAGCCGGAGAAGAUAUUCUGAGGAGUAUUCAACACAGUGCAAAAACUCCAUGCGGUUAUGCCACAAUUAAAGACGUUAGGGAUCACAAAAAAGAAGAUAGAAUGGAAUCUUUUUUCCUAUCGGAAACAACGAAAUAUCUAUAUCUUCUUUUUGAUCCGGACAAUUUCAUUCAUAACCAAGGUGAAUCUGGUACAAUUAUCCAAACUCCGAAUGGAGAAUGUGUCAUAGAUGCAGGAGGUUACAUAUUUAACACAGAAGCUCACCCCGUAGAUCCAGCAGCUCUACAUUGUUGCCAUAGUUUAUCCAAUAGAGAAUUGAUUAAUUUUAAAGAUCUGGAGAAAGAUAAGGAUCUCUUUAAAGGAAUAACGGUUCAAAAAAGGAGACUUGAAUCCGACGUUGAAGAAGAAAAAGAAAAAAGUGAAGAAAUUUUAGAUGAAGAAGUGACAAUUACAACAGAAUCAACUACUGGUUAUGUCAAAUUGGAAGAUAACGAUAAUGUUAGUCGGAAAAUUACUGGUGGGUCAGAAGAUUUCGAAGAAAAUACUACCGCAGGGGAAAACGAAGAAAAGAUGUCGUUUUCGAAGAUUAUAGAUCAAGUAUUGUCUAAGGAGACCAAGAAAUUUGAUCCGCAAGAAAUGUUAGAAAGGUUUAGGAAAGAAAAUAAAUAUCCGGCUAAUAUUACUUGGGAAAAUAAUUUUAAAUUACUAUCUUGUAAAGCACAACCGUUUUUACAAAGAUUAGCUAUUUUGGGAGAAAUUUUUAAUAAAUAACUUGAUAUAUUGUA